Molecule: messenger RNA, 1865 nt
Organism: Siniperca chuatsi (mandarin fish)
Lineage: Eukaryota; Metazoa; Chordata; Actinopteri; Centrarchiformes; Sinipercidae
Gene: ankrd2
Product: ankyrin repeat domain 2 (stretch responsive muscle)
Exons: 7
Coding region: 712-1689 (325 amino acids)
Biological process (GO): regulation of transcription by RNA polymerase II
Cellular component (GO): nucleus
Molecular function (GO): RNA polymerase II-specific DNA-binding transcription factor binding
Source: RefSeq, a predicted model, not a curated record
CAAGAAGGUUUGAUGCACUGAAAAAAAUAAUUGGCAUGUAUAUAUUAACAUAUGUGUAUGUCCUGUACGUGUGUCUAGUCUGAUAUGCCUAAAAAAUGGUUUACUUAAACGGAAAAAGUACCAAAGCUUAGGCUGGACAGUGACUGAUUGUUGGUGUGCUAUCAAACAAAUAUUUACAAGGUAUCACUUGACAGUAAUGAAACAUUUAUAAAUAACAUAAUCCCCCUAAACAGUGUGUUUAUAAGGGUUGUACUCCUGUGAAAGAGAAGAACACACUGUCGCAGCAACAGGAGUGAGUAAAUCCAGGAGUUUGUGGAAUGAAUGUAGCUUCAGCUCAUGACCUGGGCACAACAUGCCUGAAGGGCUGGAUGUACUUGUAAAUAAAUGUGUGUGUGUGUGUGUGUGUGUGACAGAUGGGGAAAGAGAGAGGGAGAGUGUAGGGCUUGCAAGUGCACACAAACAUACAUGCAUACACACACCAAACUGCACACACACCUGUUUGUUGGGGUAACACAAUGUCCCACCAUGAACCCGGCAUUCCAGCCAGGAAGCCACUGGGCUUGCAGCACUUCUGUACAAAGUGACACGCAGUCAGCCGAGUCAUCCGCCACUUUUCUUUUACGCCACAUUAUUAGUUAAAGUUAAAACGCUUUAGCUGUUCAAAAUUACUUGAUUGACUGUUGUUUUUCUUUUUGUGUCUUUGUACACUCUAUGCAAACACAGAUGGCAGAGGUUGUGCAGUGGGCAGCCAAUGUGAUGGAUAAAACAGGAAUAGAGAAGAAAGCUCAGGCAGAGGAGAGAGUGAGGAGGAUCUCCUCAGACCUACGCUGUGAGAUUCUGGACCUGAGCGCAGGAGAGAAUAUCACAGAGCUGUGCAAAAGGAAAAAGAAGAUCAAGAAGACAUACUCACCCAGAGCAUCUGUGGAAACCCCUGUAGUGAGCCACAAUUUUCAGAAACCUUAUCUUCAUGUGCACAGAGAUAUAAAAAUUGAAUCUCUUUCUCACUCCUGUCGCUCUGUGUUUCCAUGUGUAUGUAUGUGUGUGUUUCUGUGUGAACAGAUAGGGCCUGAGGAUACUGCAGAAUUCAUGAAUGCAGCCAGUCAAGGCAAACUGAAUGGGAUAAACAAGUAUCUGGCUGAUGGCGGGAACCCUAAUGUCCAUGAUGAGCUGAAGAGGACAGCGCUACACCGCGCCUCUCUGGAAGGACACACUGCGGUUGUCCAAAUGCUUUUAGAAAAGGGAGCCGAUAUCAACUUUAAAGAUCAACUGGGCUCCAGGGCCAUACACUGGGCCUGCAGAGGGGGAAGCCUGGGAGUUGUCAAAGCCCUGAAGAGCCACGGGGCUGACCUGAACAUAAGAGAUAAGUUGUACAGCACUCCUUUGCAUGUGGCCACGAGAACAGGCCACACUGCCAUUGUGGAGUACCUGCUGUCCUGUGGUGCUAAAAUCAACUCCAGGGACAGGGAAGGGGACACAGCCCUGCAUGAUGCUGUGCGUCUCAACAGAUACAAGAUAGUGAAGCUGCUCAUAGUUGCAGGGGCUGACACAAAAAUAAAAAAUCAUGAGGGAGUGACAGCUGUGCAGCAGGUAAAACAAUGGCAGUUUGACAUCAUGGAGACCCUGCAGAGACUGGAGAAGCUGAGGGAAGUGGGACUGGUGCCGCCUGAAAACACUUUGAGAGAGGAGUGAAUAGUGCAAAAGCUGCACAUCUGCUCAUACAGUAUAUUCAAUCAUGACUAUCUGUCUCAGGUUCUAAAUAUAUUCUGUAAUUCCACUGUAGGUCUAUGUACAUCAUAUUUAAGUAUAUGCAUUAGGCUAAAUGUGCUCACCAAUAAAAUCUGCCUUUCCGGGGGAUGGCUGUUAAA